Messenger RNA from Rhinichthys klamathensis goyatoka, 2253 nucleotides. It is a transcript of the gene ppm1nb, whose product is annotated as protein phosphatase, Mg2+/Mn2+ dependent, 1Nb (putative). Gene Ontology annotation, biological process: positive regulation of canonical Wnt signaling pathway; positive regulation of canonical NF-kappaB signal transduction; protein dephosphorylation. Gene Ontology annotation, cellular component: nucleus; cytosol. The transcript has 6 exons. Gene Ontology annotation, molecular function: magnesium ion binding; manganese ion binding; protein serine/threonine phosphatase activity. Lineage: Eukaryota; Metazoa; Chordata; Actinopteri; Cypriniformes; Leuciscidae. The coding region runs from base 610 to 1917 and encodes 435 amino acids. The record is from RefSeq and is a predicted model, not a curated record.
UAACUGGGCUACUGUGAAAAUCUGUUAUUCACAUUAAUCUGUGCAUGUUAGAUAAUCCACAAUUAUCAAAUGUUCAGCACAGAUGAUUAACAGAGGGAGGGAGAGAGGAGAGGCGGAGGGAGGGAGGGAGAGAGGCACUGAACAUGUGAAAAAGAGAGCCACUCUGCAAAAGGAUUGCAUGUUGGUGUGUACAACAAGAGGGAGGACACUGCGAGAUGAUUGGUACACAGAAAUAGCUCAGCCAAUCAGAGUGAUGACAGGAAAAUAACAGGCUCAGAGAGAAAGAAAGCUUAGAGAGAGAGAAUAUCACUGACAUACAGAGGAGGAAGGCAACAAAAGUGGAUCAAAUUGGGAAGAGCAACUAUGCCUACAGAUAGAUUAGAUCAUAGUGAGAAUGUCUAGUAAUGGGUAGAGUGACAGAAGGGGAAAUCAGCCGUUCUACAGUGGAUCAUUCAAGGAUGCUUGAAGGUGCAGAAUCAGCCUCUUGGGAGAUAAUGCUGUGAAGGCCCUGAGAAGAAAGGCUGCACACAGCCAAACCAAAGCCAGUGAGCAACAGCACUGGGUGGAGGCCGUGAACGGAUUCAAACGAGUGUAGAAAAAAAAGACAACAUGAGGACAUCCAGGAAAGGAAGCGUGGAAAUGCCUGCUUUUGUAAGGCAGCUGGUGAAGGAAACCGAGAAAAGGGUCACCUCCUUUUUUAAAGGGGGGCGAGGGGGAGGUGCGGGGGAGCUGUCCGAAGGCGAAGAGGGAGGAGAGGAGGAAGGGGUCAUCCCUAGCCCCUACUUAGAUCGACCGGUUCUGGACAAGCACAUGCAAGAGGGAUGUGCCUCCUGGGGACUUACCUACGCCCUGGCCAGCAUGCAGGGUUGGAGGGCCCACAUGGAGGAUUUCCACAACUGCUUCCCUCAGCUAGGAGGGGAACUGUCCCAUUGGGGGUUCUUCGCCGUGUUCGAUGGACACGCAGGGAGCGCGGUGGCCCAACACUGCUCCCGGAACCUGCUGGACCACAUCUUGGGCACAGGCAAGAUCCGAGCAGAUGAGGAUGUGGAAAGGGUCACUGAGGGUAUCAAGGAGGGCUUUUUUCUCAUGGACAAGCACCUUCAUGCCAUGGCCUGCCGUGAGGGUUGGGAACGUGGAGGGACCACUGUCGUUUCCACUGCUAUCACCCCGCACCACAUCUACUUUGUGAACUGCGGAGACUCUCGGGCCGUCUUGUGCCGUGCUGGGCGGGUUGCCUUCUCUACAGAGGACCACAAGCCCUUCAGCCCUGGUGAGAGGGAGAGGAUAGAGAGCGCUGGAGGAUCUGUGACUUUGCAGCGAGUGAAUGGCUCGCUGGCAGUCUCUCGGGCAUUGGGCGACUUCAGUUACAAGACAACCGAGUGGCGGCCGGUCACAGAACAGAUGGUCUCGCCCGAGCCGGAAGUGUCGGCUGUGGAGCGCUCGCCAGCAGAUGAGUUUCUGGUUCUGGCCUGCGAUGGUGUGUGGGACACUGUCAGUAAUGAAGAGCUCUGUGCCUUCGUACACAGCCGACUGCGUGUCUGCACAGACCUGAGAGAGGUCUGCUCCCAGGUCAUCGACCUCUGCCUCUAUAAGGGGAGUCUUGAUAACAUCAGCAUCAUUCUAGUCUGUUUCCCUGGCGCCCCCCAGCUGUCACCUGAAGCACUGCACCAGGAGGCCGAGCUGGAGGACUUUCUGGAGUCCAAAGUAGCUGAGAUAUUUGAAGAGCUGAGUGCAAGAGGCGAUGAGCCUGAUCUGCUGUCAGUUCUGACAGUUCUGGCUUCAGCAGUGAUACCUGGACUUCCACCAGGGGGCGGCCUUCAGAGCAAGCGGAACUGUAUAAUUUCGGCCUACUAUUAUCAGAAAGAGGCACGGCGAUCAAGAUUAGCCCAGGAAUUCCAUCCUACAGAUGCCAAUUAGAGUCUGUGUUUUAUAAAUGCUUAAUGGGUGUGCUAGAUUGAGGAAGAAGUAAAGCUGAUCCGUUUUCUGUCUUUUAAACUCAUGAAAAAUGGAAAGGAUCUUCUUUUUGGACAGCAACACAAAUUUUACUUCCUUCUUUUUGUAUGUUUCUUGAAUGACAAACUUACAAAAAGUAAUGCUGUUCCACAAUGCAGGACAAUGAUGACUGUAUAUAACUUUGACUCUUUAGAUUGUGAUACGUUCAGUAUUUUCCUUACCAAAUGUAUUCAAUGAGUCUUACAAUCAACAAUACUCAGGUAAUGUGUUUAAGCAGUGAUGACAAACGUUUAAGAUUCU